Cherax quadricarinatus is the source of this 3105-nucleotide messenger RNA. Its product is annotated as cell adhesion molecule DSCAM. Gene Ontology annotation, cellular component: plasma membrane; dendrite. The record is from RefSeq and is a predicted model, not a curated record. Lineage: Eukaryota; Metazoa; Arthropoda; Malacostraca; Decapoda; Parastacidae. Gene Ontology annotation, biological process: ephrin receptor signaling pathway; axon guidance; protein phosphorylation. Gene Ontology annotation, molecular function: protein binding; transmembrane-ephrin receptor activity.
CAAUAUUAGGAGAGUGUCCAUCAGUGUGUGAGUGUAACAUGGUGCAUAAGUACAAGGCACUCUCACAACUCUAGUAUAUGGUGAAUAAGUGAUCACCAGGUGAGACAAUCUACAAGUGCUUACUCACUGCUUGAGCAGAGCCAGACAAGACGAGUAUCACUGAAAAUGGAGCUCAUUUGUUGGUUAUUGAUGCUGUCAGCAUGGCUGUCAUCCACGCUUACCAAGAAGGAAACAAGCCUCGGGAGAGCAGUCAACCUUCCUUCACUGACGGUGAUGUGGACCCCUCCACUUGAAACCAACGGAAUCAUACGUAACUAUAUGGUCAGGUGGCUCGAGGAAGGUAAGGUCAGCCAGAAUGUCAUCGUUGAGCACGACGUCACCAACUACACCAUCCAUGACCUGGCUCCUUGUACCAACUAUACCGUCACUGUCAAAGCUGCCACAAGUAAAGGCUUUGGUGAUGAGAGUGACCCAAAAAAUGCAACGACGGUAACUGCAGGUCCACCAGCACCGUCAGUAACCUGUAAAGCAUCCACCUCCCCUCAACAACUGACUGUCACCUGGCCAGAAGUCGACACAAAUUGUCUACUUCAUGGCUACAUGGUUAACUGCACAGGAGAAGUCCUGUGGUCGGCGACCGUCACGGAGGACACUGCAGAAACUGCAAUCUCAUAUAUUGAUUUGGACGGCUUAAUACCAUGGACAAACUACACUGUGUGUGUAGCUGGUGUAGUUGCUGACAGCACUGUUGGCGAAUGGAACUGCUGCACUUCAACCACUCACCAGGCAGUACCCGGAGAGCCAACAAAUCUGCAUCAAACAUCAGCGAGCAGAGAUAGCCUGACAGUGUCUUGGGACCAACCGAAGGAGUUGAACGGUGAGCUGACAGCCUACCAACUGACCUGGAUCGAUCAAGUCUCCAGCCUCAUUACUCCUAACAUCACCAGUUACACAGUUUUUGGCCUUCAUCCUAAUUCAAAGUACAAUGUAACUUUAAAGGCAGGGACCGUGGCAGGCUGGGGAGCUUCAGCACAAGUACAAGUGGUGACGACUGGUGAAAACGUAACUGUUGGUGCUAUUGUUAGCAGUGUUGUUGGCGGUGUAUUUGGGGGUCUCCUGGUGGUGGCUGCUCUAGUCGCUCUUGUCUUCUACAGGAGAAAAAGAAAGGAGAAAAUUAAGACCCCCGAAGUCCUGCGGCCGACUCCUGGGUUACCAACGAUAGCAAACAACAACAACAGCAAUUUCCAUCCGAGACGUGAAGAGGAACCAUCAGCACGAUGAUGACCAGUCCCCGGGAUGUGACACCCAGCAGCGCCUGCAAGAGAAACUCUCACAGCAGAUGACUCAGGUAAGGAACACACAGCCACACCUGAAGGAAGAAACGCCACAUAAGAGAGCUGAUGGCACCCAAAAGAACCUGAUGGAGGAGCUGCAUAACCGCAGAGCUAAGGACAAUGUGAGGUACCUGAGGGAGGAACUCUCCCACAGAACUCAAACACUCCAGCCUUCCACCAACACUACCAACAGAAAAGUCAACACUAAGUCUCCACGUUAUAUACAUGAAGAACAGUACAUGGCAUUUUAUAUGGACUGCAUAUACGAGACUGAAUCCAACGAGGCUGACGACGCUACGUAUGUAAGCCUCGACUAGCGCCACUCGUGUUUCUAACUGAUCUUGUGACUGGAAUACCAGCGUACUGUGGGAUUUAGGGAAAGACACGAAUCGCGGGACGGCCUGUGAGUUUCAGGACUCACUGACUGUGGGUUCAAUCCCUACCCGUUCCGUGGUUUGAAAUACACCUGUUAUGAUACACUUGUUAUGAUACAGCUCUAAGUAGAGUGAAAUUUUGCCACAAUAAAAGCUUGUUCUGUACCUGAGUAUAGAACAGAUUGGACCUGCCAACUGAUUAGCCAUCCGAGUUGCCAGCCAUAGCAUACCCACCCACCAUGGCUCUCUAACCGCCCGCCAACCCACCCUGGCUCUCUAACUGCCCACCCACCCACCCUGGCUCUCUAACCGCCCACCCACCUAACCUGGCUCCCUUGCAUCCCACCCAUGAACAUUAAAAAUGGUAUAAAAUACCGACAGAUUGUUAGGUAAGACACUAUGUGUCUUACCUAACAAUCUGUCGGUAUUUUAUACCAUUUUUAAUGUUCAUUCUGUCAGACACUGCAACACUUGGUACAGACCAUCAACUUCGACCUCUACUAAUGAGAACGGCUGGGUUUGAGAGGGACCUGCCCUCCCAAAGCAACCUACGUCUCACCUCCUGACACUAUAUAAAGGCUCCAUCCUGUCACUUCAACUUCAUAUUGUUUCAGACAACGGAACAAUGCUCUUCUCCAGACUGAGGGACUGACCACCUCAAAUCUUUAAGGGUGAUGGACUGAUUACAUCGUCUUCAAGUAUCUUCUGCUUCUAUCAACUUUUCUGUACUCGACUGAAGAAGCCUACUGUGUAGGCGAAACGUUUCGAAAUAAAGAUACCUAACUGUUGCAUAUGUGUCUUACCUAACAAUCCCACCCAUGUUGGCUCCCUACCAUCCCACCAAUCCUGGCUCCCUGCCUAGCCACUCCGGCUACCUGCCAUUAACACUAACCAUGUCCCGUACAACCCAGGUAACGGAUGAUAGCAUUCCCAAUUCUCGUGAGAGGCUGGGACUGUAAAGUGUAACAUAUGAGUGCACAGUGAUAAUACAAGGAGCUCUUACCAAGUCUUGCUGGGUCCGUGCAACUUGUACGUAGUAAGCAAGAGUGCCAGGCUCUUCCACGUCUGUUCUCAUGCUAGCAUGGCAUAAUUUUGUUGUGUGUGAAUUAGCCGGGCAAUUUGGGAAUGUAUCCAUGUUUGUAGUGUGACAUUAGUAGAUAAUAUGAUCCAUAUUACUGCAUUUGAUGGAGUAAAAUGGCCAACCGCCACGAUGAAUAAAAUAAGAAUAAAUAAGAUCACGGUAAACAGGUGAUAUCACGAAAUGCAAAAAAGUAACCACGGUGCAAAGAGAUAUUGAAAUUCAAAGGACAUUUGUGAUUUCUUACAUUAUCUUACCUUAUUGUGUUUCAUACUUAGCAUAUUAAUUUGAUAAAGCGAAUAUAAUGUAUAGAAGUGAA